Molecule: messenger RNA, 642 nt
Organism: Colletotrichum navitas
Lineage: Eukaryota; Fungi; Ascomycota; Sordariomycetes; Glomerellales; Glomerellaceae
Exons: 2
Coding region: 270-611 (113 amino acids)
Source: RefSeq, a predicted model, not a curated record
GUUUACUAGGGCAUGCCAGGAUCCUGAUGGUGGCCAUGUUGCAGAGAGCAAAUGCACUCACUCCUAGUAUGGCGAUUUGGCCUUCAUACCCGGUACGACCAUACCCCUCGGGCGACGACAUACGCCGGGUGGCUGCGAGGGCGGGCUUUGUUACACGAAGAUCCCAUGCGUCGCGCUUCUUGGCCGCUUCUAUCAAAAAGUGACAUCUGACAUGGACGACGAUUCAAACAGCCCGAGCCCAGAUCCGACUUAGUUAGCGAUCGGCGGGAAUGACUGCCAGAAUUGCGCCGCCGCACCAUAAUAUGUCCCGCUGUUAUCAUAGCAGCACUUGUGUAAGUAGUUGCCUUGCGCUUCCCGUUCUCGCGGCCCUGCUCGAUGACGUGUGGCAGAUGGAGGGAGUUCGCGACGAACAUGGCAUGCCUCUUUCUAGGAACCCAGAGGGUGGACGGGGCCUUGGAUGGGUUCAACAACCGAGUAGUGCCGUGCUAGGACAUUUGCCCGCGUUACAAAGGGUUGCUUGCACCCAAUGGCUGUUCAAGAUUGGUUCCGAUCUCAUGCUGCACAAGCUCUUGGCCUCGAAACUUGGGCCUGAUGGACAACAUCAGAGCUAGCCCCUACAACGUAAUCUCUGGUUCUUCUUCU